AUGGGCGGCAUAGGUAAGACUACUCUUGCUAAAAACAUUUAUCAAGAUAGUCUUAUUAAGGAGCAUUUUGAUAUUUUUGCUUGGGCUACCAUCUCUCAAGAAUAUAACAUUAGAGAAUUUUUUAUUGAAAUUCUCCGUCAAGUAAAUAUUAGUGAAGUUGGUCAGGAAAGUGAGGAUGAAUUAGGAGAAAGGUUGUAUAAACAUCUUUUUGGUAUAAAAUACAUGAUUAUAAUGGAUGAUAUGUGGGAUAUUGAUGCGUGGGAUACAGUUAAGAAAUAUUUUCCAGACAACGACAAUGGUAGCAGAGUAGGCUAUCAAAUUUGGCUUCUGAAUUACCCGGUUCCAGUAGCAUUGAGAUGGAACUUUUGGAUGAGGCUGCUAGCUGGGACCUGCUUUCCAAAACUGUGUUUGGGGAAAAAGGUUGCCCACUUUAACUGGUGA
Salvia splendens (bonfire salvia) is the source of this 441-nucleotide messenger RNA. RefSeq names its product putative disease resistance RPP13-like protein 3. The record is from RefSeq and is a predicted model, not a curated record. The transcript has a single exon. NCBI's taxonomy places the organism in Eukaryota, Viridiplantae, Streptophyta, Magnoliopsida, Lamiales, Lamiaceae. The coding region runs from base 1 to 441 and encodes 146 amino acids. Gene Ontology annotation, molecular function: ADP binding.